CCCCGAUCCAGACACUGGAAACGCAACCCACCCCACCUCCUCACUCGAGGACUCAUCGGUCGCUCGUUCACCAUUCGCAAUCGAAGCCUCUUCUCCCAUCACCAAUACGCUCGGCUCGAGCUCUGCUCCGAUCAAACAACUCUGUGCCCAGCUAGCUCCAUCCAUUGGAUCAGGGUUCCCAGUUAGUUUGUGACCUGUUGAUUCUUCCGCUCCGCAAUGGCGUCGUCAAUCUCAGCUACCCCGGCCGUCGUCUCGCCGGCGCCGCAGUCCAAGAACCCGUCGCAGCUCAAUCCUAACCACGCCAAGAGCAGCAACGCGGUCGCGGCGAGGCCAAUGCGCGCCAGCCCGGCGCGGCAUGGCGAGGCGGGCCGCCCCAGGUGGAACCCGCUCCAGUGGCUGGCCGCAACGGCGCUGGACGCUGUUGAGGAAAGGCUCGUCACGGGCCUGCUGGAGCGCGCGCACCCGCUGCCCCGGACGGCGGACCCGGCCGUGCAGAUGGCGGGCAACUACGCGCCCGUCGCCGAGUGCGCGCCGCGCGGGGAGCUCCCCGUCACCGGCUGCGUCCCGCCGGUCCUGGACGGCGUGUACGUCCGAAACGGCGCCAACCCGCUACACCAGCCGCGGGCGGGGCACCACCUCUUCGACGGGGACGGGAUGCUGCACGCUGUGCGCCUCCGCGGCGGGCGCGCCGAGUCGUACGCGUGCCGCUUCACGGAGACGGCGCGGCUCAGGCAGGAGAGCGACAUCGGGCGGGCCGUCUUCCCCAAGGCAAUCGGCGAGCUCCACGGCCACUCGGGCGUCGCGCGGCUCCUGCUUUUCGGGGUGCGGUCGCUCUGCGGCGUGCUCGACGCGUCGCAGGGGAUAGGGGUCGCCAACGCCGGGUUGGUGUACCACAACGGCCGCCUCCUCGCCAUGUCCGAGGACGACCUCCCCUACCAUGUGCGUGUCACCGCCGACGGCGACCUAGAGACCGUCGGGCGGUACGACUUCGGCGGGCAGCUCGACAGCUCCAUGAUCGCGCACCCCAAGCUCGACCCGGCCACCGGCGAGCUCUUCGCGCUCAGCUACAAUGUCGUCUCCAAGCCGUACCUCAAGUACUUCUACUUCACCGCCGACGGGCGCAAGUCCCCCGACGUGAACAUAGCCGUCGACGCGCCGACCAUGAUCCACGACUUCGCUGUCACCGAGAAACACGCAAUCAUUCCAGACCAGCAGAUCGUCUUCAAGCUCCAUGAGAUGAUGCUCGGCGGCUCCCCCGUCGUAUAUGACAAUAACAAGACGGCGCGGUUCGGGGUGCUGCCGAAGCGCGCCACCGACGCGUGCGAGCUCCGGUGGGUGGAGGUCCCCGACUGCUUCUGCUUCCACCUCUGGAACGCGUGGGACGAUGAGGUCACCGGCGAGAUCGUGGUCAUCGGCUCCUGCAUGACACCGCCAGACGCCGUGUUCAACGAGUCUGAGGAGAGCUUCCGCAGCGUGCUCUCGGAGAUCCGGCUCGACCCGCGCAUCGGCACGUCCAGCCGCCGGGCGAUCCUGAGCGAGGCCGACCAGGUGAACCUCGAGGCCGGCAUGGUGAACCGGCAGCUCCACGGCAAAAAGACGCGGUACGCCUACCUCGCCAUCGCCGAACCGUGGCCCAAGGUGUCUGGCUUCGCCAAGGUGGACCUCGAGGCCGGCACGGUCGAGAAGUUCAUCUACGGCGAGGGCCGGUACGGCGGCGAGCCCUGCUUCGUGCCGCGCCCGGACGGGUCCGCGGAGGACGACGGGUACGUGCUGUGCCACGUGCACGACGAGGAGGCCGGUGCGUCGGAGAUGCUCGUGGUGAACGCCGGCGACAUGCGGGAGGAGGCCGCCGUGAAGCUGCCCGGGCGCGUGCCGUACGGCUUCCACGGCACGUUCAUCGGCGCCAAGGAACUGCAGCGGCAAGCCUAGUUACCUCGUCGAUCACGAACUCGAUCACCUUACGUAAGUACGUAACAGUAGCUAGCUGCUAGUGACGUGGCCACUGAAUUAAUUACAGUGUCGCCUAGUAAAAAGAAUUCAUUAGAGUAGUAGAUGAUGCUGAUUAGGGCUGUCUGGUACUGAUUUUUGAGGCAGACUCCGGCCGUAUAUGUACCUGGAUUUUGUAUCUCUGAGCCAGAAUAUAGGAGUAAAAACUGUCGAACUUUUGUGCAGAAAUAACAGAGGUUAUGUACAGACUACAUUAAUUUUU
This is a messenger RNA of Phragmites australis (common reed), 2209 nucleotides long. RefSeq names its product 9-cis-epoxycarotenoid dioxygenase NCED4, chloroplastic-like. Gene Ontology annotation, molecular function: carotenoid dioxygenase activity. Gene Ontology annotation, cellular component: chloroplast stroma. Lineage: Eukaryota; Viridiplantae; Streptophyta; Magnoliopsida; Poales; Poaceae. The transcript has a single exon. Bases 217 to 1929 code for a protein of 570 amino acids. Gene Ontology annotation, biological process: carotene catabolic process. The record is from RefSeq and is a predicted model, not a curated record.